Molecule: messenger RNA, 1668 nt
Organism: Aspergillus saccharolyticus JOP 1030-1
Lineage: Eukaryota; Fungi; Ascomycota; Eurotiomycetes; Eurotiales; Aspergillaceae
Exons: 2
Coding region: 1-1668 (555 amino acids)
Source: RefSeq, a predicted model, not a curated record
AUGGCCGGGACGGCUACCGCGACGUAUUCGACAGAUGCUUGGACGUCGCCUACUGUAGACGGGGGUCAAUGGGAGUUCUCAGUUCCGAUCAGACAAGAUAGCACUAAUUACCGCUCCAAAUCGCGCUCGUCCCAUGAUUCUCGCUCCCGGGGCCAUCGCCAAAAGGGCUCUCGCAGCUCCUCUCUGUCAAGACAUGUCCACGUUCCCGACCAAACCAACGCGCGCGGUCGCGGAGACGCCAGUCACAGCCGACGCGAAAGUGAGGAAUUUGGCUCACAGCACCACUACGGAUACGAACCAGUAGACCGCAGCGCCAAUCUCGCGAGGGCCUCAGUCGAGGCUCCCCGUCAGGAUGGACCGAUAAAAUCGGGCGAGGGCAUCGGAGUAUACCUUGAGGAGCUGGAUAAUGAGAAGUGGAUCCAUCGGGAUAAGUUGGCCAAGAUUGAAAGUGAAGAAUUGCAGCAGUUUUUCCAACGACGGGCAGCAACAGACGGACCACAGACCGGCCGUGGAAGAUCUCAUGAGUCUCAUGGGCUCAACGGGCGCUCUUUCUCCCCGCACUCGCCGAACGAGCAGAUGGAACCGUGGCCUAGCCUACACGAUGGAUCGCCGCGCGACUCCUACGACUCACGAACCUUUUCCGAUGCCGGUGACCACCACGAUAGUACGCAAGGUGAUCGCGAGCACUGGGAUCUCCGUCGGCCAGAGGAAAUUGCUGCAGACCGGGCGAAAGAGCAGGCAGCGUCGGGCUUUUACCACAAUCCUGGCUUGCGAAAGAGCUCCUCUCGAAUCCCGCUUUCCAAGGCCAGUCCCGCGCCGAUCUCACCGGAACACACUGGACGAGAAUUCCCUAUGCAGCGCUCCCGAGCCCUAACUAAUGGUGAAGAUGAGGUAUUGUCGAUCGGAAUGCCGCGUCGAGCCAGCGAGCCAAUGACCGUGGAGGCGGCAAGCAGCCUACCUGCGAGUGGCAGUCGGCCGGGUAGCCGUGGGUUCCCAUCACAGAAUACGGCGGCCAAGAAAACGCCCGCAAAGGCUGGACCUACGAACCGCAAAACCUCUGCUCCUCCUGCAACUCGAAAGGCGACUCCACGAGCUCGUCUCCCGUCUAAUACUCAGCGGCCCGGAGCCCGAGCAGGCGAGAGUCGUGGCCCGCCCAACCCCAUUAAUCGGCCAGAAGGAGAUCCUCCAUGGCUGGCUACCAUGUACAAACCCGAUCCGCGUCUUCCUCCGGACCAGCAGAUUCUCCCCACACACGCGCGGCGCAUGCAGCAGGAGCAAUGGGCCAAAGAGGGUAAGACCCCAACAAUGUACGAUCGCGAGUUUGCCCCGUUGGCUAUCGGGCCCGAUGGACCAUGCAAGGUGGAGAGGCCGAAGAAUGAGCGUCCCGAGCAGGAGAAGCCCCAAGUGGAGGAGAAGGCGAAGGACGAACCGCAGCUUGCGCCGCAGCCUGCGCCGCAGCCUGCACCACAGCAAACUACGAACGAGCAGUUACCGCCCAAGGAAGGUGAAACAGAUACACGCCCCGUCACAGGCAGUGGGUACAGCACAAUGCCCCGUGUACAGGAACCCAACCCGGCACCGCUGACACCGAAAUGGAGCCCACCUGUGGUGACGGCGCAAGCGCCACCCCCGAAAGAGAAGGGUUGUGGAUGCUGCAUCGUGAUGUGA